UGGUUUUCCAUCAUUCCUAUACGUACAUGCUAUAUAUCUACGCAUGUCCAAAUGAACGGUCGUUCAUGUCGACAUUGUGCCUGUUUUGCGUUGAAAUCUGAAAUGUUUCUUGGCUUGAGCUGUGAUUUUAUGGAGAAUAUGAUGUAGAUAAAACCACUUUUCAGACUAACCUGAAGUCAUGCAAUGUCACACUACAUUUUUGUCUAUAUGUUGCAUUGUGUUGUGAAAUUGGGUCUCUUGGAAGACAUUUUUCGCUGUGACUAGGACAAGUUGUCUGGGGGUUGUCUUGGGUGUCUUCAUUGUCUUGGUCGUCUGUUGUCGGCAGUCGAACUUGCUCGAGGCACACCCCUGCUACGGUGCGAGUUCUACAUCGUUGCGAAAUGAUUGUGAAGCAUAAAGUACCUUGGACAAUUGAUUUCUGCAAUCUAAGGGCCAGUACUCAUCCCUUCAAACGUCCAUUUCUUCACGCUGUGCAGAGACCGUAGAAGUAACUUUCAAGAUGGAGAUGCUUAUUAUGGCUUCUGGAGGCCUAAACUCCAUUGCCUCCAGUCUGGGACACAUGGAAGGGGAUUCCUACAUCAUCUCAGACUACUGCGAAGAUGUUCUUGAGGAAAUGUUAGACAAUCUCAAACAUGAGAACAAAGUCACCAGACCUGUGCGCAUCAACAUUGCAAACUCCAAGGUCGUAGAAGCGGAUUUGCUGCACAUUCUGUCUGCUGCAAAGGACAACGUUGAAGCCUUCCAAGCCAUAGUUCGAUUAUUGGUAAACCUAUCCAUGCCGCUAGAAGUUAUCUUACCAGUUCAUCCCAACAUGACCAAAGCUGAUUGGGAACAACGUCACACCUUGCAAGAGAUGCUGCUGAAGAUCAAGAAACAUUUCAUUGAGGAGCGACCCAUUCAAGCAAUUUUGGAACAAAUGAGCACCCAGCUGGAGCAUCAUGGGUCUUACCAGAUGGACAAGGAAUCGAUGGAGUCCAUGAAUGAUUGCUUAGUACUGAUCCGUAACAUACUCCACAUUGAAGAAAACACUGGUAUGGAGACUAAUAAUGAGAUUGUCAGGCACAUGCUAAAGAACAAUAUAGGAGACAUCAUCCUCAGCAUGCUAAGCAGGGAGGAAGCGGAGAUUUGGAUUUCGGCUAUGGUACAAGUUAUCCGACUCAUGUUCCGUGAUCAGAUGUCUCAAGAUUUGGUCAAGCGAGCCGCCAACCUCUUUGAAAAAGGAACUCUGUUUGCUGCCAUGCCUCAAGACAAACAGCCAGGAGCUAAAAACCCAGAGAAGACAUCAACUGGGAAAGAUGAAGUUGAAGUCAGAUCUCCUUGGAAGACAUUGAGGGAGUCUAGCUUGCCCCUUGCAAAACAAAGCUCCUUCCCUUUGUAUAUUGACACUGCAAAUAUUCCCAGUGCGUCCAGUAGUAGCGAUUCAGGUAGUGAUUCUGGUUUGCGUGGGCAGGAGGAAUUUAGCAGUGAUUCCAAGACCACUUCUAACUCUUCAGUUGAGGAGAGUUCAAAUGAAAAGGCUGCUGAUGAUAACAGAGGGACAGUUAAACCCAGCAAUUCACCUAGUACAAGCCAAGACAGUAGUGAUGAGGUAAAAGGUCAGAGGUCAGAAACCAGUAGUUGUAGCAGUGGAAUUGAUUCUUCAGUGAGUCUAUCUCCCUCUCCGAGGGAUUUCCUGACUGACGAGUAUUCCUUGAGAGACUCACCAACAUCCUUCAACCUCAGUGAUACGGCCUCGGUCGGUUCAGGAAGUGGCAAGGAAUCACCACACAGUGUGGAUGGAUCUCCACCAUCUGGUACAACAGAAGCUGCGAGUGAGAAGAAAUCUUCUAAGAAGCUCAAGGAAUACCUGUCCAGACCAAGAGAAGGACCUCGAGGAAGUCCAGAGAGUCAAGCAUCAGAGGAGGACGACACUUGCAGCAGGACGUCUGGCAAUGGAUCAACGUUCAGUAGGACUUCAGACAAUAGUUCAUCAUCCUUUACUGGAUCAUCUGAGACAGGGUCAUCCGAGACAGGGUCAUCCUUCAGUAGCGCUAUAUCCAUGGAUGGAACUCCUAGCAGGAAAGAAUUACUCAGAAACCAGCUAUGUCAAUUUGCAGUCAAAUUUUGUCAGCAUGGUUUAAACCGAUGCAUUCUGUUAUCACAGGAUAACCUGCUGAAGUGCAUGAAUGACUGUUAUGUCUUGUGGUGUAUAUCCUACUUUCUUCCCUUCUCAUCCUUGCCUUGCAUCAGUUACAGUGAUGUCAGGUAUAACUUGUCCAGCAUGGUGGUCACGUACCUGAUGUAUGUUACCCUGAACACAUGGGAGAGUUUCACCCUCGCUGCUAAUGACGCCACUGCAGACAGUAAAUCCAACAUUCUCUUCAGGAGAUUGUAUCUCUUGGUCGCCAGUCUGAGACAGAUUCUGUCAAUGACUCGGCGAUUUAUGGAGGAAGGACUGCAAGCAGAGACAGAAAGCCUGAACAACUUUAUCAAAUGCUUGUGUCAAUUAGAGGGCCUGCGUAAGCUUUAUCUACUGCUCCUACGGAAGUUCCGACCAAAGAAUGAGUCCAUCCAGUACUUGAGGGCACUUGUCGUUGGUAAUGAUGAAUUGCUUCGCAUUAUUACCAGCAAGCAAGCUUACACCAUUGAGCAAAGAGAGAAGUUCAGUUGCGAGGAACAUGUCAAGCAGUUGGCAAGUCGCCAGGUUCUUCUGACAUACAAUGAAUUACUGAUUAAGUUCAGCAGUAACACUAAAGAAGAGAAUGAGGCUGCAUUCACCCUAAUGUAUCACACGGCUAUCGACCUACAGAAUCAUAAACUCGUCUAUCAGCUACCCAUAUUGGACACCUUUGCUGAUCUGUGGGAGCAUGGAGCUGAGGAUUGCAUCUCUCAGAGUUCCUGGGAUUUCAUGGAUCACAUCGUAGCAGUGUUUGCAAAACACAGCAUCAACAAUCCGGAUAUUCUGAUGGAACACAUCACUGAGACACCCAGCAAAAAGAGGAAACACAAGGAAGUUGAAGAUGCGUCAGAAAAUGAGUGUUCUCCUUUCAAGAAGUCACUUACUACAGAGACUGGGUUGAGCCUACCCACGAUUCUUAGCAGUAGUAGCGAAGAUGAGACAGCAGAGACUAAGCACAUCAAAGACAACAUCAACACUUGCCUCCGAGCACUCACCAUUAAAGGUUACAAACCUCAAAUCCGUGGUCUUCAGAAGCUGCUCCUGGAAACAUGCUAUGCCAAGCUGGUUGGCCCCAAGACAGAAAUCGUGGAACCAGUAGUUUGGUUGAAUCACAUUCAGAUGAAGUCAGUGCCGCUCUUUGCCUUUUCUCAAGCAGACGAGUUGGCCAUGAAUGAUCUUCAUUUUCAAGAGCUUUUACAGCGUUUAGGAAUGCACAGUGCGAAAGAUUCACAGCAUUUAUAUCCCUCUAUUCCCGCAUUUUGGACCGCCGAGAUGUGCUUCAAUGCUGCCAAGAUACUUGGAGACAUCAAUUAUGACAAACUUCAUUUUGCACUAACUUCUGAAGGCGAGUUAUCGCCUGAAUAUCUGGAGCUCUAUGUACCCAGUGUGACCUUUGAUCCCAGUAGUGAACCAAGUGAUGAUGAAAUGAGUCAGGAAGAAGACAAGCCUACCACAUCAAGGAUUUCCAAUCCUAUGGUCUCACUCCCUCAAAAUAUUUGGCUGAGUGUCGUCCAGCAGUUGAAUGCCGAGAAAGAGGCAAAAGCUUAAGUCGUCUGGAAAGAAUUUCAUUUCUACCUGCAGAGGGUGCUGUCCCUGGGCUACGUUAUGAAAUCAAUGGAGACUGGUUUGAAAUGCUUUAACCACCUUAACACAAAAUAUUCAACUGAAAUGUGUAACUUCGUUGUAUAUCUUUGUAAAUUUUUCACAAGUGUAAGCCUUCCCUAUGUGCAUAACUGAUGUGAAAAUUGUCCAUAUAUUUCACAACUUUAGUUUUUGUAAUUUCAGAGGUCCUACAAGUGAAAAUGACUGAUGGGCAAACAAUUCCUUUGUACAAGAAAGGGAUAUUUUCUUGCUUUCUUUUUGUAUGAUUUUUUUUAGGACAAUUAGAACACAAACUAUUGGAAAUUCCCAGGGUUCUAUUCUAUCGAUACUUCGGUGAGCUGAACGAACUUCAGCCAGAUUUCAAUCUACAUGUAAAGGAAAUGUUAAAAAAAUAAAGUUGGUGCAAAAAGGAGAUGGCCAAACACACUUGUUCCUAAGAAAUGUGCAGGACUGUUUGUUGGCUAUCACUACUAGCCUGGAUUAACAAAGUAGAACUCUUGGCUUUAUCUUCUGGUUGGAUCACUUGUGGCUGUUGUCAUAGCAACCAUAGGUGUGUGGCACUUUUUUUUACUCUCAAUAAGCUACUGUAUCUGGAUUCUAUGAUUUGUGUUAAAAGGUGCAUGAAAAAAACUCACAUACACGUAACUAUACUAAAUAUGAAUAAAAAAAAUGAUAUCUUGAUGUAUUCACACAUUUGAAUGUAACAUUGUCUCGUAUCGUAUCACAUCACAAUAUUUUGGUUGCAUGACUUUUGUUAGGAAAACAGUGUUGUAAAAGAAGGUGUUUUUUCUUAAAUUGUGGUUUUUUAAAAUCUCAUUGUUACAUUUCAGCGUAGGCUGCGAUUCUCAAAGCGUACAAGGUUACUGAAUUCGCGUACAAUUAUUUUCAUGUGAAUGGUUCUCUCUGUAAUGAUAAAUGAAAUACGUUAUUGGUAACCAGCAGUGUGACCAUACCCCUGAACCUGGCCCUUAAUGGUCAACUAGACGUCAGACGUUAGUCUGUCUAUAGUGAACUAUAGUUGUCACUCAAACUUGCCCGUUGCAGCUCCUUUAGUCAGUUUUGCGUGGUGCCCACGAUACGUUUUGUGCAUAGGCUACCAGGGACUUUGCUCAUUGAUUGCGCUCAUAAAACAGACUCGUUCCUGUCCCCGAAGCAUAUCAGGUAUGGGGGGACGGUCAACAAUUGUUAAGUGUCGAAUCAGUCCGAUAACAUAUGCCAUGAAGCAUGCAGAGUUGCAUUUUGUAUACAUGUACAUGCAUCACAAUUUUGUAUGUAGAACCAGACCUGUGUGAAAUACACGAGUUGUCCAAUUACAGUUAAACUUUUUGAAAACGUCA
Messenger RNA from Acanthaster planci (crown-of-thorns starfish), 5097 nucleotides. RefSeq names its product protein timeless-like. The record is from RefSeq and is a predicted model, not a curated record. Gene Ontology annotation, molecular function: DNA binding. Gene Ontology annotation, cellular component: replication fork protection complex. Gene Ontology annotation, biological process: replication fork arrest; DNA repair; DNA replication checkpoint signaling. Lineage: Eukaryota; Metazoa; Echinodermata; Asteroidea; Valvatida; Acanthasteridae.